Molecule: messenger RNA, 1230 nt
Organism: Psilocybe cubensis
Lineage: Eukaryota; Fungi; Basidiomycota; Agaricomycetes; Agaricales; Agrocybaceae
Exons: 4
Coding region: 1-1230 (409 amino acids)
Source: RefSeq, a predicted model, not a curated record
AUGUUGCCUCGGCAAUCUGACCUAUUGUCUGUUUGUAUAAAGCCAUCAUCAUCUGCUGCCUCGUUGUCUUUAUUCCCCCGUUUCCUUGAUCUCUCAUUGCCUCGUUGCACUGACAUCGUUUUGACAACGAUGGUCUUGGAGCACCACCGGCUUCGAUACAAACCACCAAGGAGCUCACCCAAUUGCGACUCGACGACUUUUUCCAUGCACACAUUACCUCGCAGACCUUCCCCUGCUGCGAAGGAUGAUGUUGUUAAAGAUGAGAAACAAUUGGCGGUGGUGGGAACUAGUAAACCGAAGCUGCGCUUCGUACGUGUAGAGGAUUCUCUGUUCAAGGUCCCUGAAUCUUUCUUUCAGAACAUGCCACAAGAAAUUCAGGAUCACACAAAAUAUACCACUGGCGUAGGAAAGACACCAGAGAAACCAAUCUUACUGGUGGGACAUACGAAUCAUCAGUUCAGACAAUUUCUCGAGGCAUACAAUUCCUACCCUUCACUAAACCCUCGAUCCAUGGAUGUGGACACCAUCUUUACUAUUGGAGAACUUGCCUAUAUGUAUCAGCAACGCCAUCUCGCACUUUGGUUCAUGCCAAUUUUCAAGGACGUCGUGAUCUCGGCAGAAUCCCCACUGCACCACGCUUCGAAUAACAUUUUUGUUCGCGCAAUGAAACUCGGGAUCGCUUAUGGCAGCAGGGAGCUGUGUCAUCGCGUAUCUACAAGAUGGAUAGCGCGCAUGCACCGUCGCGAGCUGGAUCCGCUAUCGGCUUUGCUCUUUGCGGAUACGUACAACUUGCGCGAUUUACUGAGCCACGCGUACUAUAUCUAUCUGAUGCUAGUCUUCCGGCGCAUCCAGCAGUCCCACGACAUUGACCCGAGGGGACUGCUUACUCCUGGACAGAGAACACAUGUUAUGUCUGGCUAUCAUUCCUUAUCUGCCUAUUGGAACCAUCUGCGGCUCAACCCACCUGAAUUUGAAGCGGCUCCCUCUUGCACCUCGCACUUGCAAUGCCUUGGAGCUUGGAGGCUCCAGUGGAUAGCCGCUGCGGAGAAGGACUAUCCUCUCCCUGAGCUUGACAUUCUUGGGCGUUUGACGUACAUUGAAAAAUGUCUUCGAGAGGAAAUGGUUCUCGACGUUGUCCUCAAUCGUGUGUGUAAGGCAUCGGCCUUGAAGGCGGUGUCUGUGAAGAGAGAAAUGGUGGCGAGGCAGUUGCACCACCAUUUCGAUUUGUGA